AUGAAGUGUUCGGUGAUUGUGACUCUCUGUUUUUGCAGUUUGCUUUGCUUGACAGCGGCGAAUUUAAUCGAUGAUCUGCGCGAAUUCAAAGCAUUGAUACCCAUCAAUACAAUCAAAACACUUGGAAUUGGGCAAUACGUUUUCGACAUCAAAUUUCGCACUGCGAUAAACUAUAUUCGCAGCAGAGACUUCAUGCGUACCUUGGCUGAUAUUUCAGAGAAACUCAGCGACAGUGAGAUUAGCAAUUAUCUUAAGGCGCAGAGCUCCGGGCAUGAUCUAUUUGGAGCUUUCUUCAGAUUUAUUAAAAAGAUGCGUCAAUUUCGCAUGCCAAGUAAAUUGCUCGACAACUUUCAAACGCCACGGAGUCUGGAAAGCUUUCUGGCCAGAGUUAAGGCGAUUUUACCACGUGCGCGCUUUUAUAACUUUGCUGUGCAGAAAGUUCGGAGUAGCCCAGAGUUUGCGACAUUCUACAAAGGAAUCAAAGCGUCUGAGUUUAAGCGACUUGUAUUGGCAACUAGGCAAUUGCCGCAACUGAGAGACGACAUCAACAAACUGACGAAUAAUUACAUUGAUGUUGACGGAAUCAUUGCAUUGGCUUUUGAUAUUUUAAGCUGGGGCCCAUAAACUUCUAACUUAAGGGUUGCUCCACAGUUGCCACUGACUGCAAGUUAUAAUUAA
Molecule: messenger RNA, 678 nt
Organism: Drosophila nasuta
Lineage: Eukaryota; Metazoa; Arthropoda; Insecta; Diptera; Drosophilidae
Exons: 2
Source: RefSeq, a predicted model, not a curated record